This is a messenger RNA of Ricinus communis (castor bean), 1174 nucleotides long. RefSeq names its product acid phosphatase 1. The transcript has 3 exons. The coding region runs from base 258 to 1013 and encodes 251 amino acids. NCBI's taxonomy places the organism in Eukaryota, Viridiplantae, Streptophyta, Magnoliopsida, Malpighiales, Euphorbiaceae. Gene Ontology annotation, molecular function: acid phosphatase activity. The record is from RefSeq and is a predicted model, not a curated record.
AACGAUACGUUGGUGUUUAUCGUUUAGAGAGUUCAAAGAAAAAAAGAAAAAAAACAGAAACGAUGCGCAUUUGCAACGGACGAAUCGAAAGAGACAUAAUACAAACACAAAAAAAAAGUAAUGAUAAUAGAAACCAACCCAACCAAUCUCAAUAAGCUAAAAAACAACAAAAAAAAAAAGAAAAGAAAAACGGAGUAGUUGGGCUCCGCCAUAUAUCCAUCCGUUGCCGGUGAGACCCGAAAAGCUACUCGCCAGCAAUGGCAUCUCAUUCGCUUUCACAUAUCUUCGUCCUAUUUACAUUUCUACCCCUCACUCUUUCCCAAUCCAUAAUUCAAAUCCCUACUGCCCGGAGCAAAGACGACGAUCUCUAUUGCGACAGCUGGAGACUUUCAGUUGAAACCAAUAACGCCGGUUACUGGGUCAACGUUCCUUCAAGAUGCGAAAGUUACGUCCAACAAUACAUGACCAGCGACCGUUUCCUCUCUGACUUUGAGGUCGUCGCUUCUGACUCCCUCUCCUUUGCUAAAUCCGUUAAUAUUACCGGCGAUGGCAAGGACGCUUGGGUCUUCGACAUUGAUGAGACUUUGCUUUCCAAUUUACCCUACUAUGAGGUCCAUGGAUUCGGAUCACAACCCUUCGAUGAAAAUGCUUUCGAUCAGUGGGUGGAUUUAGCUGAAGCACCUGCUUUACAAGCUAGUUUGAAUUUGUACAAGGAGCUAAAGCAUCUAGGAUUUACAAUUUUCCUGUUGACUGGGCGGAGUGAAAAUCAAAGGGAUGCCACUGUUAAAGAUCUUCUAUUUGCAGGAUAUAGCGAUUGGGAAGGGCUAUUUUUGAGGGGAGUCACAGAUCAAGGUACGCCAGCUACUGUCUACAAAUCUCAGAAGAGAAUGGAAUUGGUAAAUGAAGGCUACAGAAUACAUGGGAGCUCAGGUGAUCAAUGGAGUGACUUGGUGGGGUUUGCAGUAGCGAAGAGGUCCUUUAAACUCCCAAAUCCAAUGUAUUACAUUCAAUGAAAUUUGUCUCUGGAAGUGGCAUUCUGUAAUAUAAUGAAAAUGUUGCAACUCUGCGGCAUUUGCUCGAACCAGUUGUUUUACAACUACAGAGCAUUGUUGUAACUCUUAUGCCAUUUUGUUUGACACACUGGUUUUACUAUAGUAGCAUUGUUGUAACUCUA